ACGAUUCAGUUAUUGUUCUCCGAGGUGGGCAUCAAACGCUUACACAAAAUUCUUCACUUCGAUCAUAAUACUGCAUUUACGCUAAACAGACAAACACCAUACAUUUCGCUCACCGUAUAGUUUAUAUGGUUAAAACGAGGACCAAUCAUGGAUUUAGUAGACAUAUACAAUUAUGUUAACACAGAAUUAGCUGACAAACGAUCAAAUGAUUGGAUACUCGUUAGUUCGCCUAUACCCGUUAUUCUCGUUACAUUUGCGUACUUGUACUUCGUUCUACGAUGCGGCCCAAGAUUCAUGGAAAACAGAAAGCCGUACUCAUUGCUCACGUUUAUUAGAUUUUAUAACAUAUUUCAAAUCGUGGCGAAUGCUAUGAUAGUAUACCAUAUGUUAGACGCUGGAUGGUACCAGGACUGUUUUAUUUAUUGCGUCGUACCUGAUUAUUCGACCAACCGUAACGCAAUGAAGACGGUUAGACUAGCAUGGUACGUGCUGUCUUUGAAAAUAAUUGAUUACAUCGAGACUGGCAUAUUCGUACUCAGGAAGAAAUGGAAUCAAAUUUCAUUCCUGCACUUGUACCAUCAUGUUUCCACAGUAGCGUAUGUGUGGUUCAUAUUGAAAUAUUUUACUUGCAACAUGUCGAUGACGGUUGGUUUACUCAAUAGUGCAGUGCAUGUAAUAAUGUACAGUUAUUACUAUUUGGCUUCUAUUGGACCACACGUUCAAAAAAAGCUUCAAUUAUUGAAACAAUCCAUUACCAUCAUACAAUUGACACAAUUCGUCAUAAUGAUAUUAUACAUGGCACAGGCUUUCAUACCUGGCUGUCCGGGCAUGAGAAUACCAGCCGCAGUAAUGUUGAUUAACAUAUUUAUAAAUUUCUACUUAUUUUAUGAUUUUUAUCGAAAAACUUACACCGUAAAGAAACAGAAGGCCUAAAAUAAAGUUCCCAGCGAAUGACGGAGAAUCUACUGUAAUUAUGAAUACACUCGCGUGGAGACAUGGAUAAUGGCAAGUAGAAUCUCGGUUAUUGCAACCACAAUUAUUGCAUACUGUUAAACAACUGAAGAAGGUGGUCUCUGGUGGUCUCUGGAGCCAGGAUCGUAACAAAGUUGGAUUGGAGCACAUGAAGGUAGUACUUCUGAUACUAUCAUUUAUUUUGAUGAAAAAUAAAAAAAACGGUUUCAAUUACCAAAUACUGUCGGUACUUUGGGAAAAGUUUUAAUCUUUCGUUCCCCUGAAAAGACUUUAUAUGCAACAUACAGUCGAAUCGCUGAAGAGGGAGAAUCUAUGAUUUCAUUUAAUUGUUUCUCUACCAGAAAUUCUUUACCUUAAAUUCUCUUUAAGAUUUAUUUAGAGUAUUUUAUAGAAUUUUGUUGAAAUAUAGAUGAUACAUCAGAAAUAUUAUAAAGCUACUAGAGGUAACCAUAAUUCUUCAUAGACUUAAUCAUGAAAUGCGUGGAUAGAAUUGAAACAAAGUUUAAGUAUUUUUAAUAUUAGUCAAAAUGUGAUCAAAGAGUCUCGUAACUUCCUUGUAAAUAAAAUUGUAUAGACGAUCUAUCGUAAAAUAUGUACCACAUAUAUGUAUAUUUUUAAUAUUAGUUAAUAUGUGACCAGUGAGUCUCAUAACCGGCUCGUAAAUCAAUUUUGCUGAAAUUUUUCUCUAUUAUAAUAAUAAAGCAGCAUAGCAAAUUAAUAUAUGACUUAUAUCAGAGUAAUAUAUCACGUAUAUUUUAAGAAUAGCAAAAAUGUCAUCAAAGAAUCUUGUAACCUGCAUGUAAAUAAAAUUUUAUAGACAUUU
This is a messenger RNA of Hylaeus volcanicus, 1795 nucleotides long. RefSeq names its product elongation of very long chain fatty acids protein 7-like. The coding region runs from base 148 to 933 and encodes 261 amino acids. Gene Ontology annotation, biological process: sphingolipid biosynthetic process; fatty acid elongation, monounsaturated fatty acid; fatty acid elongation, saturated fatty acid. Gene Ontology annotation, molecular function: fatty acid elongase activity. The transcript has 4 exons. NCBI's taxonomy places the organism in Eukaryota, Metazoa, Arthropoda, Insecta, Hymenoptera, Colletidae. Gene Ontology annotation, cellular component: endoplasmic reticulum membrane. The record is from RefSeq and is a predicted model, not a curated record.